This is a messenger RNA of Sphaerodactylus townsendi, 1364 nucleotides long. RefSeq names its product DNA methyltransferase 3 like (gene DNMT3L). Gene Ontology annotation, molecular function: DNA binding; DNA (cytosine-5-)-methyltransferase activity, acting on CpG substrates; enzyme activator activity. NCBI's taxonomy places the organism in Eukaryota, Metazoa, Chordata, Lepidosauria, Squamata, Sphaerodactylidae. Gene Ontology annotation, cellular component: nucleus. The record is from RefSeq and is a predicted model, not a curated record. Gene Ontology annotation, biological process: negative regulation of transcription by RNA polymerase II. The transcript is spliced from 13 exons. The coding region runs from base 1 to 1275 and encodes 424 amino acids.
AUGGCUGGGGAAGGACCGAUUGUCCUCGUGGUGGACAGUGACAACUCCAUAGAAGAGAUUUCCAGCGCCUCUGGUACAGAUAAGUCUUGUGAAGUCAGAAGUUAUUCUGAUGUAAUUUCUGUGAGUUCUACGGAGCACAUUUCUCUUGCAACUCCCCUUAGACCAAAUGCAGUUUUAUCAUUUUGUGGUGGUUCUGUGCCUUCAGUAGAAGAAGUUGUUCACAUAGACAUUCCAAGCUCAAGCCGAGAAAACCUUGCAUAUGAAGUAAUCCAUAAAAAGAGAAACAUUGAAGAAAUCUGCAUUUGCUGUGGAAGUCUUGAGAUCCAUGCUCAGCAUCCUUUGUUUCAUGGGGGAAUAUGUGCUCCUUGCACAGAACGGUUUUUGGAGAGAUUCUUCCUCUGUGACAAUGAUGGCUUCCAAGCAUUUUGUACGGUCUGCUGCUCAGGGGACUUGUUAGUUCUCUGUGAUGAUCUGGCCUGCAUUAGAGUUUAUUGCUCUGAAUGUUUGGAUGCGCUGGUUGGAAAAGGCACAGCAGAGAAAGUCAAAGAAAUUAAUCCAUGGAUUUGUUUCUUGUGUUUACCAUUGGAUGUCUAUGGAGUACUGAAGAAGAAGACAAAAUGGCGGACAGAGCUGAAGCUUCUCUAUGAUUGCGAGUCUAAUCAACAUUGGGUAUACCAACCAUUGGAUGCAUUGGAGAGAAAACCAAUCAACGUGCUUUCCCUUUUUGAUAAUAUUACACAAGAACUGGAAAACUUCGGGUUUCUGGGGGAAAGUAUGGGUAAUGGAAGGUUAAAGUAUCUGCAUGAUGUCACAGACGUAGUGAGAAAUCAUGUUGACGAGUGGGGCCCGUUUGAUGUUAUAUUUGGCUCUACACCUGCACUUGCAAACUCAUAUGAACAUCCACCUGCUUGGUAUAUGUACCAAUUUGUUCGUAUUCUUCAAUACAGCAGACCCCCAGAAAGAAGCAGGCCUUUUUUCUGGAUGUUUAUAGAUAAUUUGGUGUUGGAAGAAGAAACUAGGGAUGCUGCCUGUCGUUUUUUGGAGACUGAAGCAGUAGUCAGGUACAAACUGCAGAAUGGCACCAUCCAGAAUGUUGUACACAUAUGGAGCAACAUUCCAUCAGUGAACAGCAAAUAUUCUGCUUCCCCAUUGUACGUGGAUUUGUUUCGGAUUGCAAAAGAAAUCUACAGAACAAGAAUUUUUUCACAGAGGCCAGCCACUCUGAUUAAGGAGUUUUUUGUUCCUUUGAAAGAAUAUUUUAGAACUUUUAAAUGAGACAUUUUUCUCACUUUAAGCAAAACUGAAAGCAGAUCUGCCAACUUUUCAGUAUGUUGCCGCUACUAUGCCUAAUACCCAUGACACAG